Molecule: messenger RNA, 2371 nt
Organism: Equus caballus (horse)
Lineage: Eukaryota; Metazoa; Chordata; Mammalia; Perissodactyla; Equidae
Gene: SLC27A2
Product: solute carrier family 27 member 2
Biological process (GO): bile acid biosynthetic process; long-chain fatty acid import into cell; very long-chain fatty acid catabolic process
Cellular component (GO): endoplasmic reticulum membrane; endoplasmic reticulum; peroxisomal membrane
Molecular function (GO): fatty acid transmembrane transporter activity; phytanate-CoA ligase activity; long-chain fatty acid transmembrane transporter activity
Source: RefSeq, a predicted model, not a curated record
CCCGCCCGGAAUCCCCGGCACCCACACACCACUCCACCUGCCCGAGAGCCCGCGGUGGUGCUGGCAGUCCAGGCGCUCCGCCGUCGCCCCAGCCUCGCCCUGCGCCCCUGUGCAGUCCGCCCGCCGUCCGCCCAAGCGUGCCCCUCGCCGCCGCCGCGCUGCACGCCCAGAGUGCGCCCUCUGCCCUCGCGGGGACUGGGGGCCCCGCCACCGUCAUGCUGCCCGCCAUCUACACGGCCCUGGCGGGGCUGCUGCUCCUGCCGCUGCUAGUGAACCUCUGCUGCCCCUACCUCUUCCAGGACCUGGGCUACUUCCUGCGGGUGGCCGGCGUGGCCCGGCGGGCGCGCAGCUGCGAGCGGCGCCGACCGGUGCGCACCAUCCUGCAUGGCUUCCUGGAGAAGGUGCGCCAGACGCCGCACAAGCCUUUCGUGCUCUUCCGCGACGAGACGUUCACCUACGCUCAGGUGGACCGGCGCAGCAACCAGGUGGCGCGGGCACUGCACGACCACGUCGGCCUGCGCCAGGGCGACUGCGUGGCGAUCUUCAUGGGCAAUGAACCGACCUACUUGUGGCUGUGGCUGGGGCUGAUGAAGCUAGGCUGUCCCAUGGCGUGCCUCAACUACAACAUCCGCGCCAAGUCCCUGUUGCACUGUUUCCAGUGCUGCGGAGCGAAGGUCCUACUUGUCUCGCCAGAAUUACAAGAAGCUAUUGAAGAGGUGCUGCCAAGCCUGAAAAAAGAUGAUGUGUCUGUUUAUUAUGUGAGCAGAACUUCUAACACAGAUGGGAUCGACUCUUUGCUGGACAAGGUGGAUGAAGUGUCGACGGAACCCAUUCCAGAAUCGUGGAGGUCGGAAGUCACUUUCUCCACUCCUGCCUUGUACAUUUAUACUUCUGGAACCACAGGUCUCCCAAAAGCUGCAAUGAUCAAUCAUCGUCGCUUAUGGCAUGCAACCGGCCUGGCUGUUUCAAGCGGGAUUAAGAAAGAUGACGUCAUCUAUACCACUUUACCCUUGUACCACAGUGCUGGGCUGAUGAUCGGCGCAAAUGGAUGUAUGGUGAUUGGUGCUACUAUUGUCUUGCGGAUCAAAUUUUCUGCCAGCCAGUUUUGGGAUGACUGCAGAAAGUAUAACGUCACUGUCAUUCAGUACAUCGGGGAACUGAUUCGGUAUUUAUGCAACUCACCCCAGAAACCAAAUGAUCGUGAUCAUAAAGUGAGACUGGCAUUGGGAAAUGGCUUGCGAGGAGAUGUGUGGAGAGAAUUUAUUAAGAGAUUUGGAGACAUUGACAUUCAGGAGUUCUAUGCUGCCACCGAAGGCAAUGUCGCCUUUACGAAUUAUACAAGAAAAAUUGGUGCUGUUGGAAGAGUAAACUACCUACUGAGGAAAAUCAUAAAUUAUGAACUGAUUAAAUAUGAUGUGGAGAAAGAUGAACCUGUCCGAGAUGCAAAUGGAUAUUGCAUCAAAGUUCCCAAAGGUGAAGUUGGACUCCUGAUUGGCAGAAUUACACAACUGGCACCAUUUAGCGGCUAUGCUGGAGGAAAGGCUCAGACAGAGAAGAAAAAACUGAGAGAUGUCUUUAAGAAAGGAGACGUCUAUUUCAACACUGGAGAUCUCUUAAUGAUUGACCAAGAAAAUUUCAUCCACUUCCACGACAGAGUUGGAGAUACAUUCCGGUGGAAAGGGGAAAACGUGGCCACCACUGAAGUCGCUGACAUAAUAGGACUGGUUGAUUUUGUCCAAGAAGCGAAUGUUUAUGGAGUACCUGUGCCAGGUCACGAAGGUCGAAUUGGCAUGGCCUCGAUCAAACUAAAGGAAGACCGUGAAUUUGAUGGAAAGAAAUUCUUUAAGCAUGUUGUCGAUUACCUGCCCAGUUAUGCAAGGCCCAGGUUUCUAAGAAUACAGGACACCAUUGAGGUCACGGGAACUUUUAAACACCGCAAAAUGACCCUCGUGGAGGAGGGCUUUAACCCUGCCGUCAUCAAAGAUGCCUUGUAUUUCUUGGAAGACAAAGCAGAAAUGUAUGUGCCUUUGACUGAGGACAUUUACAAUGCCAUAUAUGGUAACACUCUGAAACUCUGACUAUUCCCAGGAGGAUAACUCAUACUAUUUCCAGAAAGAAACUGACUGGCCCUAGUACAGCCACUUAAUGUAAUCUAACUUUAAUUUGACUGAAGAUUAUGAGGUGCUAUUUUUUUGAUGUGUACUGAUAAGGAGAGACUUAUUUUAGUUACACCUGAACCUUUGCAAGUGAAAAGAUUUAGAGAACUGUUUUCCCAUUGCACCUACUGUUUGUGUUUGCAAACUAAGCUUGUUAGAAGGAGGGCAAUAUUUUUUUUUAAAUCGUAAUAAAAUAGAUGAACACCGAUGUAUGA